AUGGAACUGCAAGAUACAUCUGGGUAUGAUGUAUGCAAGGACAAGAUGAUGAGAGGUCUGGGUCUAUACAAUGCAAAGGACUGGAAUCAUGCAGCUGCAAUUAAAUUGCUAUGGAUGAUUCACAUCAAAAAAGAUAUAUUAUGGAUUAAAUGGGUACAUGAAAAUUAUAUACAUCAACUGGAUAUAUGGCAGAUUCAACCAAAGAGAACUGAUUCUUGGAUGUGGAGGCAAUUACUCAAAGUAAGAGAUAUGGCUCUUAACAAAUUUGGUGACAGAAACAACCUGCAAAGAGUUAUGGAAAGCUGUUAUGUAAAUGGAAAGUUACAGAUAUCAGCUAUAUACAAUGCUCUUACCAUUUCAGCAACUCAUGCUAUAUGGUCAGAUACAACUUGGGGAGGCUUACACUAUCCUAAACACUCAGUUAUUUUAUGGCUAGUCACCCUCUCCGGGCUUCUGACAAAGGACGGAUUAUGCAAGAUGGGAAUGCUAAAUGAAAAUCAGUAUAUAUUGUGCACAACUCAACAGGAAACAUGUAAGCACAUUUUUUUUGAAUGUCAGUAUUCAGCACAUAUUUGGAAUGAGAUGAUGGAAUGGUUAAACUACUCAUGGAGAUCAUGCAGCUGGGAUAAAGUUGUGAACUGGUAUAGUACACAUUUGAAAGGAAAAGGUUUCAUGGAGAAGAUGAAGAGAAUGGCACUGUCGGCGACUGUUUAUUGGAUUUGGAAGGAAAGAAACAUGAGAAUCUUCCAAGGAAAGCUCCAUACACUUGCUCAGUUAGUCAGGGAGGUGAAGAUUUCAAUCUUAUCAAAGGUGAUAAAUGAAGAAAUUCCUGAACUUAUAAAUGAUAAAAUAGGAAAAAUAUAA
This is a messenger RNA of Asparagus officinalis (garden asparagus), 864 nucleotides long. RefSeq lists its product as uncharacterized. The transcript has a single exon. Bases 1 to 864 code for a protein of 287 amino acids. Lineage: Eukaryota; Viridiplantae; Streptophyta; Magnoliopsida; Asparagales; Asparagaceae. The record is from RefSeq and is a predicted model, not a curated record.